Molecule: messenger RNA, 2833 nt
Organism: Cydia fagiglandana
Lineage: Eukaryota; Metazoa; Arthropoda; Insecta; Lepidoptera; Tortricidae
Product: phospholipid phosphatase 1-like
Exons: 7
Coding region: 283-1266 (327 amino acids)
Biological process (GO): signal transduction; phospholipid metabolic process; phospholipid dephosphorylation
Cellular component (GO): plasma membrane
Molecular function (GO): phosphatidate phosphatase activity
Source: RefSeq, a predicted model, not a curated record
UCACACACGCUCCCGCGUGUUGACAUAACGCGAUCUUCACCUGUUUUUACUGCAAACAGCUGUUUCGACUCGCGCGCAUGUCAACUGAGCGAUCGUCUUUUGGUUUUCCGCGUUCGAAAAUCGAGGGGUGUGUGAAAACGCGAGUCGAUUGGUAAAUGAGCGAUCGUCUUUUGUUUUCCGUGUUUAUUUGAUGUGUGUGAUAAGUUGAACGCUAGAUAUUCGCGCGCGAAUGGUCUUUUCGUUUCGCGAAACUGUUGAAUUGAAAGUGUUUCUGGCGUCAAAAUGAUGCGUUCUUUGAAUUGUGUGUCUCCGAAUAAUUUCAAAAUAACAGCACCCACGGAGAGUACGGAGGUUUUUGCGAUCGAGUCUUCAAUGGCGGGAUCGAGACGAGACUUGGAGUCUCAAUCCACCUCCAAUUCAACAGAGAAAAAACACAGCAUCUGGUGGAAUGUGUUUGUCGACAUUCCCAUACUCGCAGCUGUUAUUACCGUGAUCCUGCUUUACGAGUCUGGCAUCAUCCCCUCCUACAAAAGUGGCUUCUUCUGCAACGACCCUAGCCUAAGCUACACAUUCAACGGAGACACCGUCAAUGAUGUGGUCUUGGUGUCUACUAUUCUUCUGAUGCCUUUAACAGCCUUCCUCAUCACAGAACUCGUCGCCCUCGACUCUGACUACCUCCACUCUCGGCCUCUAGAGGCCCUCAGGAGAACCGGUCUGCUGUACCGGAACUAUAUGUACGGCUUCGUCUUCAACCUCCUCGUUGUUGAGAUCUUGAAAGGCCUAAGUGGAAUGCCGAGGCCGGUGUUCUUUCAGCUCUGCAAACCGGAUACUGCAGUUAAUUGUACCACGGGCGAGUACAUUUCUACCUUCGAGUGCACGUCGUCCUACUCCUGGUGGAAGCAGUAUGACUCAUACCAUAGCUUCCCAUCUGGACACACGUCUAUGUCGGUCUACUGUGGACUUUUUAUCGCGUGGUACCUCCAACGCCGUGCGUUCUCCUGGUCUUCCCGGACGGUGCUCUUGGUCCCACUGGUCCAGAUCUUCUGCAUCGGUUACGCAGCUGUAUGCUCCUUGUCUCGGAUCACGGACCAUAGGCAUCAUUGGUGGGAUGUCGCUGCUGGGAUGGUUGUUGGUGUGAUCACACUUUUGUUUGCGGUAUUUCCUGUCAGCGAUAACUUCGCACUAGUGAGAGUAGCGAGUGUUUCACAGACCCAGCAUUCCAGCACAGACCUGCUUUAUGUGACCGCAAGAAGACCUGUAUCUUAAUUUAAUAUGAAGUUAAGUGUAGGCUCAAUUAAAGAUUAACUACGUAUGAAAAUAUUGCUAUUUUUGAGAUUAUUCCGCAAAGAAAAUAAUUUGAAGAGAGCUCUUUUUUAUUAUAAUAAUAAUAUAUGUAGGGGGACUCCUUUAGUCAUUGGCCACUUCAUAGUAAUUGGUCACUUUAUAUUAAUUGGCCACCCCGUAGUAAUUGGCCACUUCAUAGUAAUUGGCCACCAAUAAGACUUGUAUUGUCUUGUUUCUUUGAUUUGUUAAGAGUGGCCAAUUACUAUUAGACGGGCCAAUAACUACCUAUAGCAGUCACCCUACAUUUUUAGUACUGUAUAUUAGCGAAUAAAGGUGACGUACAGAUGUCAAGUGCGGCUACAUUAAGGUGACAAAUGUGACAAUCCAUUUCCAACGACAGCUGCACUACUGUUCAUUUUACUAUGAAAAUUGACAAUAACACCGACGCGUUUAUUACCAGUAGUGCAGCUGCGAUCAGAAAUGGAAUGUUACCAUUAGGUACUGUUGCAGCGUCGUUGUUGACAUCCGAAUGUCACCUUUAGUACCUAUACGUACCCCCGAAGUAUUAAGUAAAUAAGCAUCUCCAGUGGGAAUGUCUGUAAGUAAAUCAUAAUUUUUUGAUUAGAUAUUUGAAGUACAAGUAUAAAUAAAAAUUAUAUAAAUUAUAAAUAUACUUGGUCAAGCAAAAAUUGUCGUUUACCUACUUAAAAAAGUUACAAAGACCUCAGUCCUUUUUACACAAAUUUUCGUAAAAGAGAUUUCAAUGAAAAAUGUGAGUAGAUAAACUAGGUAAGUAUAUUAAUUAUAGUAUAUUAAUUAGCUAAUUUAAGGUUACACUUUAUUCGAAUUUUGUUAAUUAAGUAUGUUUAGGUACUGUGGAAAUCUUAAAAGAAAUUGACUUUAAAGCCUUUCUGGACCUUUUUAGGGUGAUUGCUAUAUGACAGACGUUUUAUUAAAAACCUUUAGAAUAAAACAGAUUAAACAUACAAAUUAUAAACUAAAAUAAACCUAAGAAUAAAUUGCUAUAUAUAAUUAUUGGCCACCACAUAGUAAUUGGCCUUUCCUAAGAAGUCAGAAAGAAACAAUCGAAAAGUAGUGUUAUUGUUAUGAGUGGUCAAUUUCUAUUUUAGUGGCGAAUACCUACAUAUACCGGUCACCCUACUUUAUACGUAAGUACCUGUUCAAAUCUUCUACUUGUUAAGAGCUGUAUAAUAAAAAAACCUUAGUAAAAUGUCCUAAUCAUAAUUUCCAGAUCGUUUUGGACCCAGAGGGCUAAUUAAUUAAUUAAUUAAUUUCCGCUACCCAAAGGUUGUCUGGAAGAGAUCGCUUUUUAGCGAUAAGACCGCCUGUUGUUUACCUCUGCCUGUAUUUCUGUUUUCUUUUGUAUUGUCUUCUUUUAUUGAGGUGUGCAAUAAAGAGUAUUUGUAUUGUAUUGUAUUGUAAAGGAUGAUCGUAGACGGGGCCGUGUCCGGGUUUGAUGCUUUCCAUGGAAAAAUAAGCGCUGGAAGCUCCGGCCCGGCCCCGGCGCGGUUUACCGUGAGUCAUCUCU